Ipomoea triloba (trilobed morning glory) is the source of this 1923-nucleotide messenger RNA. Its product is annotated as calcium-dependent protein kinase SK5-like. Gene Ontology annotation, biological process: intracellular signal transduction; protein autophosphorylation; peptidyl-serine phosphorylation. Gene Ontology annotation, cellular component: nucleus; cytoplasm. Gene Ontology annotation, molecular function: calcium ion binding; ATP binding; calcium/calmodulin-dependent protein kinase activity. The transcript has 7 exons. Bases 221 to 1729 code for a protein of 502 amino acids. The record is from RefSeq and is a predicted model, not a curated record. NCBI's taxonomy places the organism in Eukaryota, Viridiplantae, Streptophyta, Magnoliopsida, Solanales, Convolvulaceae.
AGGAACCGGAGUAUAAGACGGGGAAUUGGAGAGAAUCUAGAGAGAAAAAUCUCGUGCGAGAAACGGAGAGAGAGAGAGAGAGAGACAAGUAGUCUUGUUCAGUGUACUUUUUUUUUUUUUUCUAUUUGCAAAGUAUAUUCUUGAAAAAUCCCCAAAAGCUAUCUCAAAUCCACUUAUUCAUUGAUUCUUGAAUCACGAUCAAGAUUCAUUGAGCUCGUUAAUGGCGUCCAAAACCUCAGAAACCGUGACCCGGGACCCGCCGAAACCCAAACCCACGUGGGUCCUACCGUACCGGACUCCGCCGCUUCAGCAGCUCUACACCAUCGGCAAGAAGCUGGGGCAAGGCCAGUUCGGGACCACUCAUCUCUGCACGGAGAAAUCCACGGGCACGGCCUACGCCUGCAAGUCAAUUCCCAAGAAGAAGCUGUUCUGCUCCGAGGAUUACGAGGAUGUUUGGAGGGAGAUUCAGAUAAUGCACCACUUGUCUGAGCACCCAAAUGUCGUGAGAAUUAAGGGUACUUUUGAGGAUGCUCUGUAUGUGCAUAUAGUCAUGGAGCUCUGUGCCGGUGGGGAGCUUUUUGAUAGGAUUGUGGAGAAAGGGCAUUACAGCGAGAGGGAGGCUGCUAAGCUGCUUAAGACUAUUGUUGGGGUUGUGGAGGCUUGUCAUUCCUUGGGGGUCAUGCAUAGAGAUCUCAAGCCUGAGAACUUUUUGUGCCUUAGCACUGAUGAGGAUGCUACUCUUAAGGCCAUUGAUUUUGGCCUUUCUGUUUUCUACAAACCAGGUGAAAUAUUUUCGGAUGUAGUUGGAAGUCCUUACUAUGUAGCACCUGAGGUUCUGCGUAAGCAGUAUGGACCCGAAUCAGAUGUAUGGAGUGCUGGAAUUAUCUUGUACAUACUACUGAGUGGAGUUCCGCCUUUUUGGGCAGAAACUGAGGUGGGGAUAUUCCGCCAGAUAUUGAAAGAGAAACUAGAUCUUGAAUCAGAGCCAUGGCCAGGGAUUUCAGAUAGUGCCAAGGAUUUGAUAUGCAAAAUGCUUGAUAGGGAUCCAGAGAAGAGAUUGACAGCCCAUGAAGUUUUGUGCCAUCCUUGGAUUGUGGAUGACAAAAUGGCACCUGAUAAGCCUCUUGGUUCUGCAGUUCUUUCACGUCUGAAACAGUUCUCUGCAAUGAAUAAACUCAAGAAGAUGGCUUUACGUGUAAUUGCUGAGAGGCUAUCAGAAGAAGAAAUUGGUGGUCUCAAGGAGCUCUUCAGAAUGAUAGAUACAGACAAUAGUGGAACUAUAACCUUCGAUGAGCUGAAAGAAGGUUUAAGACGAGUUGGAUCUGAACUUAUGGAGUCUGAGAUCAAGGAUCUUAUGGAUGCUGCGGAUGUUGACAACAGCGGGACAAUAGACUAUGGUGAAUUUCUUGCUGCUACUGUACACCUGAACAAGUUGGAAAGAGAGGAAAAUCUACUUUCGGCCUUCUCUUUCUUUGACAAAGAUGGUAGUGGUUACAUAACCAUUGAUGAACUUCAGCAUGCCUGCAAAGAAUUUGGCCUAAGCGAGCUCAAUCUUGAUGAAAUGAUCAAAGAAAUUGAUCAAGAUAAUGAUGGGCAAAUAGACUAUGGUGAAUUUGCAGCAAUGAUGAGGAAAGGCAAUGGAGGCGGAGCCGUUGGAAGGAAAACCAUGAGAAACACUUUAAAUUUGGGAGAGGCGCUAGGACUUGUAGACAAUAAUGAUGACCAUUGAUUCUCUAAACAAAACGAAUUUUUUGUCUUGUCGAUUUCCAACCUUAAUGGUACUUGUAACUCGAGGGCUCACAUUCAUUGUGCAACUAAUUGCUCUCUUUCCCUGUUUGAUGACUGCAUCUGAUGUAUAUUCUGAAUCUUGAAUGAACUAACCCCUCUUCCCCAUAUUCCAAUUUUGUGGAGAUCUUUUCCUUU